GGCGGAGGGGGGAAGAUGGCGGCGCCCGUCCUGCUGAGAGUGUCGGUGCCGCGGUGGGAGCGGGUGGCCCGGUAUGCAGUGUGCGCCGCCGGGAUCCUGCUCUCCAUCUACGCCUACCACGUGGAGCGGGAGAAGGAGCGGGACCCCGAGCACCGGGCCCUCUGCGACCUGGGGCCCUGGGUGAAGUGCUCCGCCGCCCUUGCCUCCAGAUGGGGUCGAGGAUUUGGUCUUUUGGGUACCAUUUUUGGAAAGGAUGGUGUAUUAAACCAGCCAAACAGUGUCUUUGGACUUGUAUUUUAUAUACUACAGUUAUUACUUGGCAUGACAGCAAGUGCAGUUGCAGCUUUAAUCCUCAUGACAUCCUCCAUCGUGUCUGUGGUAGGGUCUUUGUACCUGGCCUACAUUCUGUACUUUGUGCUGAAGGAAUUUUGCAUCAUCUGCGUCAUCACAUAUGUGCUGAACUUCAUUCUUCUUAUCAUCAACUACAAACGACUAGUUUACUUGAAUGAGGCGUGGAAACGGCAACUACAGCCCAAGCAGGACUGACAGCCUGACGAACUCGAAACUGACAGUCCGAAGUCCCUUUUCCAUUAAGUUAAUUUUGCAGCAUUUUUUUUUUUUUUAAUUCUUCACAACAGACACUUUCCCUAAGAAUCUUAAACUGAUUUUUUAAAAUCUUGUAAAUGAGAAGGGUAUUUUCUGUGUCAAUCUUCAUUUUAAAUAUGGAUACAAAAAAAAGAGUAUACACCGAGCCAAUCAAAGACAAGCUUUAACUUUACUUUGAAGAUGUUUCUGAAAUAAUUAAAUGCAGCCCUCAGUUGUAAAGUGAGCAACCAUUGCUAGUGAUCUCCAAUGUGCAUAAAUUCAAUUUCAGAGUGAGUCAUGUGACCAAACCAUCAAGUCCAAGGCCUUCAGGACACUAAGAUGGGAAAAUGUGUACAUUUCUUUGGAGAAACGCUGGAAAUAUCAAUAUGAAAUUUUAAGAACUUACUGUACUGUUUAGUUGAAGUGUAGCAAUGAAGAAUUGUCAGCUCAACACUGACGGAAGAAAAAGUGAAAACAGUUAAGUGCAUACAGAGCAUCUUGUGAAAAGUACUGACAGCGAUGGAUCCAGCAUUGCCAGCAAAAAUAAUAGGGUAGUUGGUUCCCUUUCAUCUCCUCCUUCUGCAAGGAAGAAACUAUUUGGACAUUCAUGUCAAACUUGUGUCUAGUCGUAAAACUGGAUCGGUUCUACCUUACAGAGUGAGUCAUGUGACCAAACCAUCAAGUCCAAGGCCUUCAGGACACUAAGAUGGGAAAAUGUGUACAUUUCUUUGGAGAAACGCUGGAAAUAUUAAUA
This is a messenger RNA of Molossus molossus (Pallas's mastiff bat), 1339 nucleotides long. RefSeq names its product vitamin K epoxide reductase complex subunit 1 like 1 (gene VKORC1L1). The coding region runs from base 16 to 546 and encodes 176 amino acids. Gene Ontology annotation, biological process: vitamin K metabolic process; peptidyl-glutamic acid carboxylation. NCBI's taxonomy places the organism in Eukaryota, Metazoa, Chordata, Mammalia, Chiroptera, Molossidae. The transcript has 5 exons. The record is from RefSeq and is a predicted model, not a curated record. Gene Ontology annotation, molecular function: vitamin-K-epoxide reductase (warfarin-sensitive) activity.